UCUCUUGUAAUGGCUGACGCGCGAAUGAUGUUUCUGAUAUUUUAUGUAGAUAUUAGUCAAUAUCUCUUCUAUUAAUUAAUAUUAUCACCAAACCACAACGUAAACUAACGUGUAACAAGUGUGUUUUAAUUCGGAGUACAAAAUGAGUGACAAAUUGAAGCAGAUUCCCCAACAGAAGUUGAAGGCAUUUUCGAUUGGAUCAAUGGGAAAACGGACACUUUCUAAAAAGGAGCUUGAAGAGCAGCGGAAAAAAGAAGAAGAAAGAGCUGCAGCACAUGCUUUUCAAGAGUUUGUCGAGACUUUCCAAGAGACUCCAAUAAAUGGAGGCAGCAAGGUAUGGGUCAAAGCAGGCACGUAUGAUGCAGGAGCAAGAAAGGAAGAUACACGUGAAAAAGGCAAACUGUAUAAACCACAAUCACGAUUAUCAUCAAAUGAUGCAAACACGACGGAUGCCGCCCAAGCUUAUGCAAAAUUACUUGCCAAUGAGAAGAAACCAGAGAGAUUGGGCAAGAGAAAAUCAAACAGCAAGAGUAAUCUUGAGUCAUUUAAAGAAGAACUCAAACAAAUACAAGAAGAAAGAGAAGAACGCCAUAAGUACAAAGGAAUGAGCAGAAAUGCUGUGGAGAAUGACAUGGAUCUUUUCCUCAAGGGAAAUGACAUUGGGUCAUUUGAUAAUGGUGAUCCUACAACAACCAAUUUGUAUUUGGGUAACCUAAACCCCAAGAUAACUGAACAGCAACUGAUGGAAGUGUUUGGACGUUUUGGUCCAUUGGCAAGUAUUAAAAUAAUGUGGCCUCGAUCAGAUGAAGAAAAAUCACGAGGUAGAAAUUGUGGAUUUGUCGCGUACAUGAGUCGGAAAGAUGGGGAACGUGCUUUACGUUGCUUAAAUGGAAAAGAUAUUCUUGGCUACGAAAUGAAGUUAGGCUGGGGAAAAUCAGUUGUAAUCCCACCACAUCCGAUUUACAUCCCACCUUGUCUGCUGGAGUUGUCAUCACCGCCACCACCAUCUGGAUUACCUUUCAACGCGCAACCCCAGGCUAGGGACAAAGACGUUCUGCCUAAGAGUGCGGAGGAACUCAAUGAAAUACUAUCUAGAAGUUUAGUUAAAGUUGUAUCGCCGACUGACAGAGCUCUGUUGAUGCUCAUUCAUAGGAUGGUUGAGUUUGUCGUGCGGGAAGGACCCAUGUUCGAGGCUAUGAUCAUGAAUAGAGAGAUAAAUAAUCCUUUGUUUAGAUUUUUGUUCGAGAAUCAAAGUCCGGCGCACACUUACUAUCGAUGGAAGAUUUAUUCAAUUAUGCAUGGCGAUUCACAACGAGAGUGGAAUACGAGGGAAUUUCGUAUGUUUAAAGAUGGUUCUGCAUGGAAACCACCUCUAAUGAACAACUACACCGCCGGCAUGCCAGAAGAACUCGUUAACGACGACGAAGACCGCUCGAACACCAAAGGUUCCCUUUCAAUAACCCAACGUGACCGUCUUGAAGACCUCAUCCGCAACCUAACACCUGAACGCAAGAAAAUCGGCGAAGUAAUGGUGUUCUGCAUUGAACACAGCGACGCCGCUGAAGAAAUCGCCGACUGUAUUCUUGAAUCCUUAUCUAAUGACACCACAGCGAUAAAUAAAAAAAUUGCGCGUUUGUACCUCAUCAACGAUAUCUUACACAACUGCGCUGUUAAAGUUACACGAGCCUCUUCAUACCGACGAGCAUUCGAGAGCAGAUUAAUCGAGGUAAUGAAACAAAUCAAAAUGGCGUAUGACAAGAUGGACGGCAGAUUGAAAGCCGAUGGGUUCCGAAUGCGUGUUAUGCGCGUAUUAAAAGCAUGGGAAGAUUCAAUCUUCUCAAAAAUAUACAUGGAUAAUUUAACAAACACGUUUCUGGGGAUAAUCGCACCAGCUGUCGAUGACAAAAUGGACGAUGUUGAUGGUUGUCCCGUUGAAGCGGAAACAGAUGAAGAUGUACCUAUGGAUGGCGCUGCAUUGUUAAAAAGCGCAUUGAAACAAAAUAUGAGAAGUCCAUCACCUAUUCCAUCAGAUUAUGAUGGUGUUGUUAUUGAAGAUGAUUCCUCAACCGCCGGUUUCAUCAAAUCCAAAUGGGAGACAGUGGAUCCAGAACAAGUGGAGGCACAGGCAAUGACCACGAGUAAAUGGGACAUGUUGGAGCACAGCGGCGACCAGAGCAUGGACAGCAGCCAGGCGGACAACGACGGCUCCAAUGACUAUACGGAUAGCAGAACUAUGACUGAAGAGAGGCGCACAAGGUUGCGCGAAAUUGAAGUGAAAGCUAUGCAGUAUCAGGACGAGUUAGAGUCCGGCCAGCGAUCGGUGAAGUCCGGCUGGACGGUGCCGCAGCACGUCGAGCAUUACAGGCGCAAGCUGCUGAGGAAGUCCGAACGCGAACGUCGAGACAGCUCCGAGGAGGAUUACUACCUUACCUCUAGAAAACAUAAAAAGCAUGCGCGCAGCUCUUCGAGUGGGUCCACAUCAAGGCACAGGUCGAAAAGUCGUUCGCCAGCGCGCAAGAAAAGCACACGAGCCCCCAGCCCGCCCAGCCCCCCACGAAUCAAGUCGCACGGGUCGCGUUCCUCGCGUCACAAUCGCAGUCCUUCACCUUCCUCGAAAGGUCGUUAUUCACCCUAUUCCCCGAGACCUUCCUCUGGUAGGCAUGAUCGCAAGUCGCCGUCCCCGCGCGUGCGAAAUCGUUCACCCGAUGUGCGCAAACACAAGCACAAACAUAAAUAUUAGAUGUGUAAUUCCACAACUUUAUGCUUCUUACAAGUUGUUCAUGAUCCAGAGUUGUUAAGUCGUUUUUUGGGGGGUUGGUCGGCGCUGCGUCUGCGUCGUCGUCCGAAGAAGUGUAUUUGUGUUCCAUGGCCUUUUUUACAGGAUGGUGUGUGAUUUAUUUUUCUUUUUAUCCAAUAUUCCAAGUAGUAGACUUUAUUAUUGAAUAAUUUCUAUUUUUUUUUAUACUUGCACAUGAUAUUGUAUAGACUUGUAAUUCGUUUAAGAAUGUAAAUUUUAACAUGAUAUGUCUACAACAGGAGAAA
This is a messenger RNA of Dalotia coriaria, 3042 nucleotides long. RefSeq names its product U2 snRNP-associated SURP motif-containing protein-like. The transcript has 13 exons. Gene Ontology annotation, molecular function: RNA binding. Gene Ontology annotation, cellular component: nucleus. Gene Ontology annotation, biological process: RNA processing. The record is from RefSeq and is a predicted model, not a curated record. NCBI's taxonomy places the organism in Eukaryota, Metazoa, Arthropoda, Insecta, Coleoptera, Staphylinidae. Bases 143 to 2740 code for a protein of 865 amino acids.